GUGUCCGUGUCAUCGUCGCCUCUUAACCUUUCUCAGUUCAGAUCGAUUCCUUGAUCUGCAUGCCACUCAUAUAAUACAUGUGCCCACUCAGGCAUGAUGAUCCACACACACACUAGCCAUGCCGGUCAUGGACGAUGACGACGACAUGAUGCUGCACCUGCACGUGGAGCGGCUGGCGCGGCGCCUGACGCAGCGGCAGCAGGACGCGGCGGUGACGGAGCAGCACCGGAUCAUGAUGAACACCCACCGCGUGUCCCGCGUCCCGGGCCACAUCCGCACCCUCAACCCGGACGCCUACACGCCGGGGCUCGUCGCCAUCGGCCCGCUCCACGCCAGGGAUGCCGAGCGCCGCCUCCGCCAGGGGAACCAGCUCAAGUUGGCAUACCUCAACAGCCUCAUCUCCCGCGGCCACCCCGAUGACUCCCGGCACCUCGCCCUCGCCGUCAUCAAGGACUACGUCCGCCUCGUCGCCGCGCGCGAGUGGGAGGCCCGCGCCAUGUACGCCGCCGAGGACGUCGACGACUUGAGUACCGAGGACUUUAUCGAGAUGCUGGUGCUCGACGGCUGCUUCAUCAUCGAGCACCUCGUCAAUGUCGCCACGGGCAAGGAGGAGCAGUGGCUACACGCCACGCCGUUCGGCCCGGCGCAGCUCUCCGUGGACCUCGUCCUAGCCGAGAACCAGAUCCCGUUCUUCGUCCUCGUCGACCUCAUCACAAGCACGAGGUUGCCGGAGUUCGAUUCCUUGGGCUACGAUCCGCCGGUCCUGCUCAUGAAGCUGGUGCUCUUCUACCUCGGCGGGGAGCUGGGCCGCGAUAUGACCGAGGCGCUGCCGCCCGCCAACGCCGUCUGCCACAUCCUGCACCUGGUCCACGCGAUGGUCACCGCGGCGCGCACCCGGUGGGAGCCGCCGCCGCGGAUCCAUGCCGGUGGGGUACUGAUGGAGAAGAUGCAGGAGGCGGCGCGGCUGCUGCGGCGCCUCCUGCUUCUCCUCCUGGUGCUGCUGCUGUACCCGACCCUACCCGAGGAGAGCCGGUGGAGCGCGAGGUACGGGCCGGAGGUCCUGCCGUCGGCGAGAGACCUGAAGCGGAUGUUGCUGCGGUUCACCAAGUCGCCCGGAAACCCGAGCAAGGCCGUGGCGGGCAUCGCGUCAGUGCUGGGCCAUGUGCCGCUUGCCACAAAGCUGGCGCAUCAGGACUUGCUGCUCUUGCCGCAGCUGCGGAUCGAGUUCGGGACGGCGGCUCUGCUGCUGAACCUGAUGGCGUACGAGCAGUCCGCGGAACAGCGCGCCGGCGACGUGUCGGCGUACGUGUGGUUCAUGUCGAAGCUGGUGCAGUCGUCAGAGGACGCGACCGUGCUGAUGGCGGCGGAUGUGGUGCGGAGCGGCACGUCGGGGAGGGAGGGCAUGGAGGAAGUGGCGCGCUUCUUCCAGCAGGUUGGCACGGCGAGCGAGGCGGCGGCUGAGCUGGAUAAGAGCUACCUGGGCGAGAUGCUGCAGAAGCUGCGGGAGCGGAGCCAAUACCCGCUGUUGAUGAAGCUGGCCGACGUGAAGCGCUACUAUGUCAACGUGCCCUGGCUUCUCGUCGCCUUCGUCACCGUUGUCACGACCGUCGCGACCGUUCUCCAGAUCUUCGCACCCUUCAAGCAAAAGCCAUGAAGGUUCAAGUAUUAUUGGACCUAAAAAAAGAUUCUUCAUGUCAAUAAAGAUUAUUGGGUGUUUGCAGAGGAGGACCUAAAGAGGCCCGAGCGAGGAGGCUAGGCUCCCUCCCCUCAUCACUCCGAUUUCUAGCUUUCAGUUAUUGGCCCAACUUUCCACCAUUAGGAGGGCCCACAAAUAACCUCAAAUUAGUACCCACAGUCCCACCCAGCCGCUUGUCCCGCAACGACGCAUUCGGUGGUGAUCCGCUAUGUGUACCGAAUGGGUCAGUGUACACAGUACACGUCCUUGGCCUCCUUUUGUCACCGACUGAUUCGGUGGCUUCGCCAAUGAUCACCGUGUGAAUUGGGAAAUGUGUCGGUGCACAUCCAGUAGGAUUCGCUUCAAGUCUUCACGUGUCUUUGUCGCAGCUUCAAUAACAUCAUUUGUAUAUCUCUGGAUUUUUACUAUCAUUUGGAUACCGUAGAAUUCUUCUAA
Molecule: messenger RNA, 2131 nt
Organism: Setaria italica (foxtail millet)
Lineage: Eukaryota; Viridiplantae; Streptophyta; Magnoliopsida; Poales; Poaceae
Exons: 1
Coding region: 119-1654 (511 amino acids)
Source: RefSeq, a predicted model, not a curated record